UCCGAAAAGCGUCGGUUGAAGCGCAUAGCAGAGCGACAUGCGAACACGAUAUGUUUUGUCUGUCGAGAGAACGGACAUGCCGCUGUUAUGUGUCCGAACAAAGCGAAAACCGAUUCAGAGGAAGCAGCAGUAGGUGCGAAGAAGGGACAGGACAUAGUAGGGAUAUGCUACAGAUGUGGCUCCAAGAAGCAUACACUUUCACGAUGUCGAAAAACAGAAAAUCCAGCGAAACCUAUGCCCUUUGCUUCCUGCUUUGUAUGCUCAGGAAAAGGUCACCUCGCAUCCUCAUGUCCCGAAAACAAGAUCAAGGGCGUCUACCCAAACGGUGGUUGCUGCAAGCUCUGUGGUCAAACAGACCAUCUCGCGAAGAACUGUGGGCUUAGGAAACCUGGUGCGCUAUCAUCUUUCCUUUUGGACAGGCAGCCCUUCUCACUUCACACCUCUUCUCUUCCUAGAAACGACCGCUGUCGGUGUCAUGCUGGGCGUCGGUCAUGA
Molecule: messenger RNA, 495 nt
Organism: Stereum hirsutum FP-91666 SS1
Lineage: Eukaryota; Fungi; Basidiomycota; Agaricomycetes; Russulales; Stereaceae
Exons: 2
Molecular function (GO): nucleic acid binding; zinc ion binding
Source: RefSeq, a predicted model, not a curated record